GAACAUCAAAGCAACUGCAGACAAACAAACGAGUGGACACCGACUGCACCCCUCACUGUCCCGAUCGAUUGAUUGGUGAACAAUGGAGCAGCCGGAAAACCUUUACAUCUACAACAAAUUCGCCCACUAUCAACUCUUGCACUGUGCCCGACUCAAGAUACCAUUACGCUACUCAUUCUUACUUCCAUCAACGAUCGAGAAGCACGAUAUGGCGGAUCUUGUGGCAAUUCUCGGCUCAGACAGAUUCCCACCCAUCUUCAAUGCUCUCACGGCGCAACUUCCUAUCCGAGAUAUCGUCGCACUCACUCGCACCUGCCGUGCACUCAACCCUCUUUACCGAAGAAUGAUGAACAAAAAUGCUUGGGACAUCAACACCCGACUACAGAAGUUCGUGAAAGAUCCAGUCGCAUUCAGGCAAAGACUGGCCGAGCUCGAUGGCAUCAUCUCUGGAGGGUUUGCUCUUCAAUUCAUGGAUCGGGUGAAUUGGAAAGGUUCCGAUCUUGAUGUGUGCGUGCAGGUUGGCGACAAGGCGAACGAGUUCUGCCGCUACAUGGAGGAGGUCGAAGGAUAUGAUCUCGCUUCUCGCAAGGCUGGAUCGUACCAAUGGACGCAUGUCGCCAUGGUGCAUCAGUACGACAAGGAAGUCAAUGGCGAGUUCGUCAGACUCGAGAUCAUAUUGACAGUCAACCAUCCCAUCCAUUCUACCCUCUCAACCUACACAACAGCGCUUACCAAUGUCAUCACCGGCAGCCACGCUUUCAGCAUCUUUCCCAACGCCACCUUCAUCAAACGCAGGACAUACCCCACCCGCAUUCCAGACUACUUCAACACCAUCGUCCUCGGAUCGAAGUACCUAGACAGAGGGUGGUAUAUUGACCAUCGGAUGCCAAAAGAGAAGAUGACGACAGAAGAGCUGGACCUAGGAGAACGUCGCAUCGGCGACAAGCAUACUUGGAAGAUAGCACUGUCGCCGAUCUCAGAUGAGGCCGCAGACCGAGCAGAGGGAGCCGUUGAUGGGCUUAGAUUCGAAGUCAAGAAGUGCCUGGACCUUGGAGACGAUGUGGAGUGGUUGGGCGUGGUAGCUACACAGUGAGAGAAGCAUACUACUGAGACGAACAACCCGAUGGUACUCUAAUAAGGAAAGGCUGCAUAUGCAGGGCCAAGGGUAGGCAUAUUGCAGGCAAGCCUCACGGCUCAAAGUAAAUGAUCGGAUCGAUAGGGUCAAGUUAGUUGCUCGAUAGGGGAACAAAGCAAAAGGACGAUUAAAAGAGGACAGAUGGCGCACAGCAGACGAAGAGGCACAAGAACACGUGGAAGUACACGACCUCCUGUUAAGUACUCGAGCAAGUAAAUGUUGAGUGUUGGUG
Messenger RNA from Aureobasidium pullulans EXF-150, 1367 nucleotides. RefSeq lists its product as uncharacterized. Bases 83 to 1093 code for a protein of 336 amino acids. The transcript is spliced from 2 exons. Lineage: Eukaryota; Fungi; Ascomycota; Dothideomycetes; Dothideales; Saccotheciaceae. The record is from RefSeq and is a predicted model, not a curated record.